Arachis duranensis is the source of this 535-nucleotide messenger RNA. RefSeq names its product cytochrome c oxidase-assembly factor COX23, mitochondrial. The transcript has 3 exons. Bases 110 to 331 code for a protein of 73 amino acids. NCBI's taxonomy places the organism in Eukaryota, Viridiplantae, Streptophyta, Magnoliopsida, Fabales, Fabaceae. The record is from RefSeq and is a predicted model, not a curated record.
CUAAUUUCCGAAAAAUAUCGCUUAGAUUUGUAGCAGCAGCAAGGUUCUCCUGCCGUGUCAGCAACCACGAAACGACGACGCAGCAGUCUCUCACUCUCUUCCUUCGGCGAUGGCUUCGAAUUCGAAAGGCUCAACUCCUCCGUAUGCAAGUGCUGCAAGAAUCUCUGAUUCUCCCUGUUUUCCUCAAUAUACUGCUUCUCUCAAAUGUCUAGAAGAAUUUAGUUCUAAUAAGAGUAAAUGUCAAGAACAUUUUGAUGUUUACAAGGAGUGCAAGAAAAAGGAGAGGGAAGCUCGAUUGGAACGUAACAAAAACCGAUCCUUCUUCUCGUGAAGUUUUUUCCUGGAUUGUUUUUAUUGUAUCAUAGGAAAUGAAGUAGAGAGUUUACUAGAUUGCUGGUUCAUCUCUUAUGAAGCUAUGACAAGAAAGCUGUUUCAAUAAAUUUGUAUAUUGGUAUUUACGGCACAUUUUUAGGUUUAAAUAAAUUUCUUAUUUAGUUAAUCUGAGACCAUUUAAUAUAUAUUCCUUUUAUGUUUC